Messenger RNA from Aureobasidium pullulans EXF-150, 1480 nucleotides. RefSeq names its product Diaminopimelate epimerase-like protein. The record is from RefSeq and is a predicted model, not a curated record. Gene Ontology annotation, molecular function: isomerase activity. Gene Ontology annotation, biological process: biosynthetic process. The transcript has 2 exons. Bases 128 to 1039 code for a protein of 303 amino acids. NCBI's taxonomy places the organism in Eukaryota, Fungi, Ascomycota, Dothideomycetes, Dothideales, Saccotheciaceae. Gene Ontology annotation, cellular component: cytoplasm.
UCUCCUAUAGCAAGAAGCAUCGGGAUCUUCUCUACUUCGUGGCCGCACAUCUUCAUACCCUCCCAGCAGCUCACUACCCACCCACAAGAGCGUUCAUCUUAGACAGCCAGCGUCAGUUCAUAUCAAAAUGGCGAGCUUGCAAUACACUACCCUUGAUGUCUUCACCACGAAGAAGUUCGCUGGUAAUCCAUUGGCGGUCUGCAAGAUACCAUCCGGUGUGACUCUCACUCAGGAGCAAAAGCAGACCAUCGCCGUCGAGUUUAACUACUCGGAAACGACUUUUGUUCACCCUUGCUCGAACGAAGGCAGUGAGGUUCCGGAAUGGCAGGUCGAUAUCUUCACUGUCAAGACCGAGCUGCCUUUUGCAGGCCAUCCCACCAUUGGAACUUGCUGCCAAAUGCUCGGACAGGCUGGCAAGACUAAGGGCAAGUUCAACGUCAAGGCCGGCGUCAUCGAACUCGACUACGUGGAUGGUGUAGCGAAGGCUUCCAUCCCUCACAACACUCAUGUUCACUCUUCGACCGACUUGUCUUCUUCCCGCAUGCUGGAAUGGCAGUCUGGACUCAAGUCCUUCUACCAGUCUGGCGACUUAAAGCUCGAUGUCGUAAGCCCCGUUAAAGGCAUGAACUUUGCCGUCGUCGAGCUCAAGAGCCUGGAGGAGUUGGCGGCUGUCACCCUGCCUGGCACAGAACUCGACUUCUCUCUUGACCAGGACUGGAACGUCGGACCGUGCUUCAGCAAGUUUUACGUCCAUAUGCCAGACCAGGGCGAUGGCGUUAAGAGAUUGAGAACCAGAAUGAUUGAGGGCAGCUUCGAGGACCCAGCGACCGGAUCUGCAUGCUGCGGUCUUGCAGCAUAUUUGGUGCUGAAGGAGGGCGUCAAGGACGGAAAGGUCAAGUAUGAGAUCCUGCAGGCUGUUGAGAUGGGAAGACCCAGUGACAUUGGUGUGGAGGUCGAGGUAAAGGGUGGUCAGAUCCAGACUGUCGUGCUAUCUGGAAGAUCAGUCAGUGUCAUGGAAGGCAAGAUCUUCUACGAGUAGGUGGAAGUGUUGAAAUGGUCGAGCUUCAUACGAGUUGGGUCGACCAAUACAUGCUAGUCAACAAACGAUCAACGACCGUCACACCUCCUUUAGACUAGCCUCGUCUCGAUGCUCGAUAUCAAGCCACGACCAAUCAAAAGUUGACGCAACGACAAGUGAGAUAGCAGAAAGCGAACGCAGCCCCAGACGCACAUCGUUCGUUGUGUGUCGACUAGGGCCCACGCAGCAAUUUCCAUCUAUAUUUGAACCCAACACAGGAACAACUACCAACAAAACUGCCAAUACAACGCGGCGACCAGAUCCUUAAGUGUUCCACCCCUAAAGACACGAUCACUGCGCGAUUCGUUCUUACCAUCUGAUUACACAAUUAUCUCAGGAGCAAGAUAUAUCCUCCACGUCGCCAUGGCACCCAAUGGUCAGGCCGCCUCUCGACCCGGAGCC